AUGGCUUUACCUACUACGGGACCGCGUAUCCGACGGGACUCGCGCAUUGAGACUUCCAGGCUCACACCCGCUGAACGUGAGGAGCUUAUCAAGCCCUAUCUCCCAGACCCGGCUAUCAGAGGUAAACAGAAGUAUAAGCAGAAGAAGAAACCUAUCCGAACAUUUCUGAAGUCGAAGCUACACUAUCUCGUUUACUUCUUAAUCCAUGUCUUCUUCAGCAUCUAUAUCAGGUUUCGCCAGGCCUACCAUGCGAUUUGCGAUCGAAUUCUGGCAAUUCUCUACUACCAUCACCGCACCCCGGAGCUGAUACACAAGGAUGUGCGCGGCCUGAGCCAGUUGCCACAGCAUCUGAGCAUCGUGCUGACACUGAGGAAGGACGAAGAUGGAUUAAGUGUGAUUAUGGACGAGGUGGCGGAGUUGGCGGCAUGGAGCUCGUGUGCGGGAAUUCCGAUGUUGAGUGUGUAUGAGAAAACAGGCAUCCUAAAAUCCUACAUACCCACCCUCCACAAAAUAGUCAUAAACAAACUCUCAACCUACUACGGACCCCCGACACACCAACCAACCCUCCGCCUCUUCGCCCCACACCACACCAUCUACUCACCAACCCUCUGCCCCGCCUCCUCAAAAGCAAACCAAGCCAUCCUCACCCUCCUCCUCCUCUCGUCCACAGACGGCCGCGAAACCCUCGUCGACCUCACCAAAACCUUGGCCGAAAUGGCCCAACACGGCAAACUGUCCCCACAAGACAUAAGCCCGAAGCUAAUCGACGCAGAGAUCAGCGAACUGACUUCCCCACCCACACCACCACCGACUGAUAUGUCCGAUCCGCACUUUGACGAGAGGAAUAGCGUUUCCUCGUCGAGUGGGGCGGGGAGUACGCUGAUGAUGGAUUUGCCGCGGUCUUCGUCGGGCAGCACUGUGACGGCGGGUACGGAGAAUGACGCACCUACAGCAGUGUUGAUGAAGUCUGAACCGCAUCUGUUGAUGGUGUUUGGGCCGUACGUGCUGCUGGAUGGGUAUCCGCCGUGGCAGCUGCGGCUGACGGAGAUAUAUUGCACGGGGAAUAAAGGGAGUUUGAUCACAGGUGGUGGGGAGGCGGUGGAGUAUCAGAAGUUUCUAAAGGGCUUGUGGAGGUUUUCGAAGGCGGAGAUGAGGUUUGGGGGGUAG
Messenger RNA from Paracoccidioides brasiliensis Pb18, 1167 nucleotides. RefSeq names its product ditrans,polycis-polyprenyl diphosphate synthase. The transcript has 2 exons. The coding region runs from base 1 to 1167 and encodes 388 amino acids. The record is from RefSeq and is a predicted model, not a curated record. Gene Ontology annotation, cellular component: endoplasmic reticulum membrane; dehydrodolichyl diphosphate synthase complex. Gene Ontology annotation, molecular function: ditrans,polycis-polyprenyl diphosphate synthase [(2E,6E)-farnesyl diphosphate specific] activity.